AUGGGUAACGCUCCAGAAACCUCGCUUGAAGAGUUCACACUCUAUUUCUUUCGUCUUUCCUCCUCCUCAUUUUCUACACCAUCUUUUCAUCUCUUCACUUUCCACACCGUCUUUUUGUCUUUUCACUUCCCUUCAACAAUAACGUUGCCCCCUUUUUUUCUCAGCUUUCAGAUUCUUCCUUCGCUUUGCCUUCCACUCCACACCCCACCAGUGUUGUCCUUCGAAUACCUGUACGAUCAAAUCCGAACACCUUCUUCUCUGCAAUGCUGCAUCGAUGCCGCCGGACGCCCCCAAUCCUCGUACAUUGCCGCUGAGCAUCCCCGAUCCUCUUAUGAUCCCCUGGUCGAUCGGCGGCCGCAUACACUGCACCAGGCAUUGCACGUUGCGAGCUGGUUGCACACAUACAGAGGGGUAACUUCGUGUGGGUGAGAUGAGGGUACAGUCAUCUACU
Molecule: messenger RNA, 451 nt
Organism: Periconia digitata
Lineage: Eukaryota; Fungi; Ascomycota; Dothideomycetes; Pleosporales; Periconiaceae
Source: the annotation of a GenBank genome assembly